AUGCUGAAAGCACACGAAAAUAUGCAUUUGGGCGUCAAUAUUUCUAACGCCCUGCAACAACUAGAAAGCGUAAAAACAGCUGUAGAUCAGAGUGAUGAUUCGAAGCUUAAGGCUGCAACAAGCGAUGACUUGACUAUGUUAAUUAAUUUACUGGAAAAUCCUAUAUUGAGAAGCAUAGUAACACUUCAGGAUUCUGUUGGUAUGCUAGCUACACAGGUUGCUCAUCAUCCCUCUAUAAUACCUGGUGACUUUGACAUUACACCUGCAGGUGAUCUUGCUCUACACACACGAAAUCUAUAUGGACCUCAUGAAGGAGAUGAAGAGCAAAGGGUGCCUCAGGUUUCCCCGCCUCAAAGUCUAGAGUUUGCAUCUAAUUUAGACAGUGAAAGGAUAUUAGGCAUGGAUUCUGCAUCCGACUCAAAUAUGUCACCUAAGCAGGGUAGAGGUGUAAUGGAAGUGAGUGUAAAUGAUAGCUCCAUAGCGUCUAUCUCAAAUAACAUUGUUGCUGGUGAUUGGGCUCAAGUUGAAAUUAUCAACUUAGUAAAUGAUGGCACUGGCCUUGGAUUUGGUAUAAUCGGUGCUAGAACAAGUGGAGUUAUCGUGAAGACCAUCCUUGCUGGAGGCGUAGCUGACCGUGAUGGACGACUGAAGUCUGGAGAUCAUAUCCUACAAAUUGGUGAUGUUAGCCUAAUGGAGAUGGGUUCAGAGCAAGUCGCUGGUGUGUUGCGGGCAUCAGGCUCCCGCGUACGCCUCGUUGUUGCGCGGCCAGUGGAUCCGGCCAGUCUACACGCGUCUACUGCACCCGUUGUGCCCGCUAGGCUUUUAUCCAGUCCAGAGGCCCUAGACCGCUACCUCAUGGAAUCUGGCUUUGAGCAGGUUUUCCACACUCAACCCACACCUCUGCCGACCAAUUCAACGUCAACCAGAUUUGUAUUUGAUAAGUCAAUUACUCCGCCGCCUGAAAGUGAUGCAGAUUCACCAGAAGUUGAUAGGUUUACUGUACAACUAAAGAAGGAUGAAAAUGGAUUAGGUAUCACAAUUGCAGGAUACGUAUGCGAAAAAGAAGAGCUUUCUGGAAUAUUCGUAAAGUCGGUGACGCCCGGUAGUGCUGCUGCCCUAAGUGGGAAAGUACGAGUCAAUGACCGCAUUAUCGCGGUUGAUGGGGUUUCCCUUGCUGGGAAGUCUAACCAACGGGCAGUGGACGCACUGAAGCAGAGUGGAAAUAUUGUUACAUUAGAACUCGAGAGGUAUCUCCGCGGGCCAAAGUUUGAGCAGCUGCAACAAGCGAUAGCUGCGGGUGAGAGUGCAGCGGCUAAUGUUGCCGUCACGAGUGUGUCUUCUGCCAACAACCCUUUCCUGCAUAUUCACCGCGCUGACAACUCCGAUUCGAGCGAACAUCAAAUUCAAAUGACACACCUUAAUGCCACAUCUGAGAAUAGCGUUGAUGAGGUGAGUGAAAGCGGGCGCAGCUCAGUGUCGACAGUGCAUCGUCCGCAACCAUCAUUCGAAAUGCCUCGUACGCAGGAGCAAAAAGACGCUAUCAAAAGGAAGUGGCAGGCUAUACUUGGUGACGAUGUAGAGAUAGUGGUGGGAGUGGUUGUCCGUGGUGGGGGAGGUCUCGGGAUCUCACUGGAGGGGACAGUGGACGUAGAAGGGGGGCGCGAGGUUCGCCCCCACCACUACGUUCGCUCUGUUCUUCCGGAGGGACCUGUAGGACGAGCGAGAGUCCACAGACCUGGCGACGAAUUACUGGAGGUGAACGGUCAUCGUCUACUCGGCAUGAACCACCUAGAGGUGGUAUCCAUCUUGAAAGAGUUAUCUAGUGAAGUAUGCAUGGUGUGUGCCAGGCCACGCCCAGCGCCAGCGUUAGACCUCGCUCCUCCACCACCGACUCUUGUCAAAGCAAAGUCAGACGGAAGUUUGGCGGGUGCGGGAGCCGGUGGAGAAGAAGGUGGCGCAGGGUCUUUGGGCGCCGGUGGUAAAGUACGUUCGCGCAGCCUGGAGCCUCUCACUGGUCUCGCUAUGUGGUCUUCCGAGCCUCAGAUUAUUGAACUAGUGAAAGGCGAACGAGGAUUGGGCUUCUCGAUCCUGGACUAUCAGGAUCCUCUGCGUCCCUCGCACACGCUUGUGGUAAUUCGGUCGCUUGUACCCGGCGGAGUAGCGCAACAGGACGGCCGGCUCAUCCCAGGGGACAGACUGCUCUUUGUCAAUGAUCAGAACUUGGAGAACGCAAGCCUAGAGCAAGCAGUGGCUGCCCUGAAGGGUGCUCCACGCGGUGUCGUGCGUAUCGGCGUGGCGAAGCCCCUGCCACUCGCUGAUCAUCCGCCUCCCCCUCCCACUACACCACCACCUACUUCAUAA
Messenger RNA from Leptosia nina, 2361 nucleotides. Lineage: Eukaryota; Metazoa; Arthropoda; Insecta; Lepidoptera; Pieridae. The record is from the annotation of a GenBank genome assembly.